Candida tropicalis MYA-3404 is the source of this 2070-nucleotide messenger RNA. Its product is annotated as crossover junction endodeoxyribonuclease. The record is from RefSeq and is a predicted model, not a curated record. The coding region runs from base 1 to 2070 and encodes 689 amino acids. Gene Ontology annotation, molecular function: 5'-flap endonuclease activity; 5'-3' exonuclease activity. The transcript has a single exon. NCBI's taxonomy places the organism in Eukaryota, Fungi, Ascomycota, Pichiomycetes, Serinales, Debaryomycetaceae. Gene Ontology annotation, cellular component: cytoplasm; nucleus.
AUGGGUAUUCCUGAAUUAUGGGAGUUGUUGAAACCAGGUUUUAGUCGACGAGUUUCGAUAGAUGAAUUAGUGGACGAAUUUAUCAAGAAUCAUCAACGAACGCCAAGAAUAGCAAUUGAUGCUUACCUGUUUAUAUUUCAAGCCGAUCAUAGUAGUAUUACUGUUGAAGAUAAGGAUACAAUUCUUAUACAAAAUGUAAUGUCCAAAAUACUUGCAUUGAUUGGGUUAAACAUAUCAGUAGUAGUUGUAUUUGAUGGAGUAUUGAAACCCCAGAAAACCAAAAGUAAAGAAAACCUGGGGAUGAUGUACGAACAGGAAUUAGAAAGACUCAGUUUAAUUGGCAGUUGUUCUGAACAUCAUCCCGUUGUAGAGAAAGUCAAGGACCAACUAAGGAGAAACAAGAUUAACUAUGUGCAAGCUGCAGGAGAAGGAGAAGCCCAAUGUGCCUAUCUACAGAAAUUAGGUAUAGUGGACUAUUGUUUGAGCCAGGAUGGUGAUGCAUUGGUCUUUGGAGCUAACAAAGUGUUGCGUAACUUUAGCAAGUAUUUGGAAGAUAUUGGCCGUUCUCCUUCAAAGAAAUCAGAUGCAAAACUCAAGCAGACAUACUAUGUGACACCAGUGGAUAUCAAAGUAAUAGAAAAAGAAACAGGUUUAUCCGUGGAAAGGUUGAUAUUCUUGGCCUCAUUGAGAGGUGGUGAUUAUUCAGCAGGAGUCAGGAAAAUUGGUAUCACUAAUGCCAAAAAUCUAGCGUUAUGUGGGACCAGCCGAGCAUUAUAUCAUUCCCGAGAAAAGAGCAAAAUAGAGCUAAAAGAAUUGAAAAAGAACCAGACACAAGAAAACACACUACCGCCUCCUGAUUUUGCCAAUGAGUUAAUUCAAUGUUUUGUCAGUGACCGACUACCAAGACUACAUCCCUGGGAGCUGAGAUUAGAGCCAGAGGUAAGGCAUCAGAAGUUUACGGCAUUUUUAAAUCUAAUUAAUUACCAUAUAAAGGAGAAUAAUCGAGACAUAUUUGGAAGAAAAUUAACUAUAGAUGAAGGUGUCGAGUUUGAUGAAUACUACACAAUGUUGUAUCUAUUCCCUUUGAUUAAUGAUAGAAUCCCUAUAUUCAAGCCAGAUACUUUAGGUUCAGGAGAAUUGAAAGCUGACCAGAGUAUAAACCUUCUGGGUCUGCUAAUUCGAUUGAGUAGUUGUGAUGGAAAAUAUUACAAGCAAAAUGUUGGGAUUUCUAUACGAGGUCUACCAAAUGAACUGAAAUUUUUCUUCAUCCCUAGUACUUAUAAUUGGUCCAUAAAGUAUGUUCUAAUCAAAUUGUUGACACACCCAUCUACUUCUGUCAAAGUUACAAAUUUCAAAGAAGAGGCUGGGGUUGAGAAAUUAAUGCUUAAGUUUGAUAUUAACGAGGUGUGCAAACAAUUUCCUGAAUGUACAGAAGCACGAAAAUCACCAGGGUCAUCAUCUCCAGGAAGGAACUAUAUCUGGGUUCCAAAGUCGUUGGUAGAGCUACAUGCACCGAAUUUACUAGAAGAGUUUAUAAAUCAACGACAUGAACAAGAAUAUAUCAAGAAACAUAAAUGUUCACCACAAAAAACAACAUUAGAUGCAUUUGGGUUGUCUCCUUCCAAGAAACCACCAGUACCAUUUGAUUUGAAAAGCAUAUCUCCAAAGAAAUCCGGUUCGUCAAAAGUUUCACCCUCACCUAAGAAACGUAAAAAGGAUGCAUUACUUCCAGGACAAACAUCUUUGGAUUUCUUUAUGAAGAAAUCUGAUGCUCCCAAGAAGAAAAAUAUUAUCACCAACAAUAUUCCAGAUUUGUCACGAAACGAGGCCCAUGUGGCAUUCAAGGAGGACGAUAAUCCAUUUGUUGAUUCACCUGGCGAAGCUCAUGUUGAAUUUAAUCAAGAUGAUGAUCCAUUUGUAGUAAGUGAAGCUCAUGUUCAGUUUAAAGAUAAUGAUAAUCCAUUUCUAGAAGCACCAAUGAAUGAUGCUACUCGGAGAGCAGAUGCAUUUUUCCUUUCCCUACCAGAUAUAAAGACCGACGAUAUAUUUGUUAAACGUAGACCUACUUAA